AUGGCAGUAAAUAGGUCAAGAGGAGAUGAUGAAUCUCACGAAAUAAGAAUUCCAUCUCUGAUUAUGGAUCAAAUAAAAACCAAAGAAGAUAAAGGGGAUUAUGUUGAUGAUGGUUCCAGAUAUACAAAGUUUGAUCAUAAGAUUAAUGAUAAGAAAAGAAAAGUAAAACCAAUAUCUAGGAAAGAAAAAAGACAACAAGAGAGACAGUUAAAGAAACAGAAGAAGAGUAAACAAUUAUCAAAUAAAAAGCCAGCUACUAUGCAAGCUAAAAAUGUUAAGGCAGAACUGAAGAGGGAUGAUCUUCUAGCCGCACUACGUGCAUUGAAGGAAGCUAAGAAUGUACAGAAAAGCUCUAAGGAUCUGUCAAUUAAGAUUGUCAAAGCAGACGACCUAGAAGAUGACGAAUUCAGUGAACAAGACGUUGAUGAUUUUGGUGGAUUUAGCGAGAAUAAUGAUGACUUUGAUGAUGAUAGCAUAGGUGAAGAAGAUUUUGACGAAGAAGAUUUUGAUGAAGACAGUUUUGAUGAGAGUAAUGAGUCAGAUGACGAAGAUCCAUUGGCCAAGCUUAAGAAAUUAAAGGAAAUGAAGAUGGCAAAAGCGAACGGAGAGAUAUCGAAAGCUGAAGACCCAAUUGCUCAAUUGAAAGCUUUGAAAGACAAUAAAAGCAAAGUAAAUAAAAAUAAGGACCCAAUAGCGCAAUUAAAAGCAUUAAAGGAAGAAAAAAAAGAUAAAUCAAAAAAGGAUACGAAGUUGAAGAAGGAAAAAGAAGCAACAUUUGUAUCACCCCAUGAUCGUGAGUUGAUGAAGCGUGAUGAAGACGAUAUGGCAUUUUAUGCUAAAAAAUUAGGUUUGAAGAAUGGGAAGAAAUCCAAAUUACCAAAAUCAGGCGAGGAUGACGGAAUCGAUGGUUUGCUAGAUGGGUUGGAUUUAGAUUUCAUGGAUGACGAAGGAUAUGCUAGUGACAAUAAGCGUGAAAAGGAAACCUCGCAUUCUAAAUCUAAACGUGAAUCAAAUCUUCCAUUCUCUUCGGAUGAUGAUAUAAGUGAGGGAGAUUUUGAUGAUGAUGACGAAGACUUACAUGGCGAAUCAGAUGAACUUUCAGAUUAUGAUGACGAAAAACCUCGCGUCAAAGAGAAUCCAUAUAUUGCACCUGUAGCUAGUAGCGCUAAAGGGGAUGAUUCUGAAGACGAAGAAGGAGCUCCAAAAAAAUAUAUCCCACCAGCAUUACGUCGGAAGUUGGCAUUAGAAUCAAGUGAGAUUUCUCCCGAGGUUAUGGCAUUACGCAAAUCUAUUAAAGGCCCAUUAAAUAAAUUAUCUGAAGCAAACAUUAAUUCAAUUGUUAAUGAAAUCAGCUCUUUGUAUUUGUCAAACCCAAGGCAUCUAGUAAGUGAAAAUUUAACUUCUAUUGUAUUAGAAAGUAUCGUACAACAGGGGAGAUUAUUAGAUACGUUUGUUUAUUUGCAUGCUACUCUUGUGGUUGCUAUUUAUCGUUUACAAGGAGUUGAAUUUGGUGCGCUUUUCAUUCAGACUUUAAUUGAAAAAUUUGAUAGCUACUAUGACCAACCUACUAAAGGAAAAGAGAUUUCUAAUAUUGUCUCACUCUUAUCUGCGGUUUACACUUUUCAGUUAGUUUCAUCGAAGUUGCUUUAUGAUGUAAUUAAAUUUUUAAUUAAUGAUUUAAAUGAAACGAAUGCGGAAUUGUUAUUAAGAAUAAUUAGAAAUUCUGGAAAUCAAAUGAGAACUGAUGACCCAACAGCUUUGAAGGAAAUUGUGUUGUUGACUAAUAAUGUUUCCUCUUCUAUGCUGUCGGAGAAAUUGAAUACAAGAACACAAUUCUUGUUAGAAACUAUCGCAUCCUUGAAAAACAAUAAAUUGAAAAACACUAAUGAAGCAAGUCAUCAAUUGACUAUCACAUUGAAGAAAUUUUUGGGUAGUGUUAAUAAUAAUAAAUUUAGCGACCCAAUCCAAGUUACCUUAGAUGAUAUUCAUAAUGUAAAUACAAGAGGUAAAUGGUGGUUGGUUGGUUCAGCUUGGAAGGGACAUGAUUCCAUUCAAAACAAAACAGAAUCAACUUUCAACGAAGAAGCGGUAAAUGAUAUAUUGGACAAUACUGAACCAAAUUGGAUGGAAUUAGCUAGGUCUCAAAGAAUGAAUACUGAUAUUAGAAGAGCAAUUUUCAUUUCAAUCAUGUCAGCUAAUGAUUAUGUUGAUGCUUUAACGAAGUUAGAUAAACUAGCAUUAAAGAGAUCACAAGAGAGAGAAAUUCCUCGAGUAUUGAUUCAUUGUACGGGUAUAGAGCCAGCUUGGAAUCCCUAUUAUGGUGUUUUAGCUAGUAAGCUUUGUGAUAAUCAUUCAAACAGAAAAACCUUUCAAUUCAUGCUCUGGGAUUUAAUCAAAGACUUUGAAGGUACUGAUGGUAAUGGAUCUGAUGAAGAAACAGAUGACUUCUUGGGUUUUGAUACAAACGAUGAGGAUGACGAAUCGAGAUUGAAGAGAAUUUCGAAUUUGGGAAGAUUUUUUGGUUAUUUAUUAGCAGAAGGCUCUUUACCAUUACAUAUCUUGAAAUCUGUUAAUUUCUUGAUAGCAUCAAAUGAUACUGUUUUAUUUUUGGAGUUGAUACUAUUAGUAUUUUUAGAUCAUGUUGGUAAAAAAUCUCAGAUUAACUCUGUUGGAGCUGGGUUGGCUGGGUCAAAAGCAGGCAAGAAUAUGUAUGAGCAAAAAUAUGAUGAUAAGAUACUAAUUGAGAGGCUAAUAAAAGCCCAGGAACAGCAAACUUUAUUGAGAGGUCUUCAAUAUUUCUUACAGGACAAAGUUAAAGCGAGCGAUUUUAUAAGUGGGAAAAAGCAACGUAGAAGGAUUGAAUGGGGUGUGGAUGCUAUGUGUGAUAUUAUAGAUGAAUUUUUGAAAGCUGGUGAUGAUCUGUAA
Debaryomyces hansenii CBS767 is the source of this 2925-nucleotide messenger RNA. It is a transcript of the gene SGD1, whose product is annotated as Sgd1p. Gene Ontology annotation, cellular component: nucleolus. The record is from RefSeq and is a predicted model, not a curated record. The transcript has a single exon. Bases 1 to 2925 code for a protein of 974 amino acids. Gene Ontology annotation, biological process: ribosomal small subunit biogenesis. Gene Ontology annotation, molecular function: RNA binding; protein binding. Lineage: Eukaryota; Fungi; Ascomycota; Pichiomycetes; Serinales; Debaryomycetaceae.